Ctenopharyngodon idella (grass carp) is the source of this 3515-nucleotide messenger RNA. RefSeq names its product sideroflexin 3 (gene sfxn3). Gene Ontology annotation, molecular function: monoatomic ion transmembrane transporter activity. The coding region runs from base 235 to 1203 and encodes 322 amino acids. The record is from RefSeq and is a predicted model, not a curated record. The transcript has 11 exons. Gene Ontology annotation, cellular component: mitochondrial inner membrane. NCBI's taxonomy places the organism in Eukaryota, Metazoa, Chordata, Actinopteri, Cypriniformes, Xenocyprididae. Gene Ontology annotation, biological process: monoatomic ion transport; serine import into mitochondrion.
CCAGUCUCACGAGCCAACUGCAGAUCUCUCUUCUCCAAACACCGCCUUUUCACACAAAAAAACUCACGUUCAUCAUUUCAACCAUCACGCGCAGAUUUUCAAGGCAAGCUAGUCAGACCGGAAGUGCGGGCAGUAUACUGUCAUCACGCAGAGGAAAGCAGUCAUCGCUGAGGUCAUCUCCUUCAAGGUGUACCUGAACGUUACCUGUGGUCUUUUAGCAAGAAGGCGAAUAGGAUGUCUGGAGAUUUGCCACUGAAUAUCAACAUUAAGGAACCACGAUGGGACCAGGGCACAUUUAUGGGCCGGGCUCAGCACUUCUUCAUGGUGACAGACCCCAGAAACGUGCUGCUGUCCAGUGAGGUUUUAGAAGAUGCCAGAGUUACUGUGGAGAACUACAGGUUGGGAGUCGUGAAGCCUGGGCUAACAGAAGAUCAACUAUGGAGGGCCAAAUACAUCUACGACUCCGCUUUCCACCCAGACACAGGAGAGAAAAUGCUGCUAAUUGGGCGCAUGUCUGCACAAGUGCCCAUGAACAUGACCAUUACGGGCUGCAUGCUCACCUUUUACAGGACAACCCCAGCAGUGGUGUUUUGGCAGUGGGUUAACCAGUCCUUCAACGCUAUUGUCAACUACACUAACCGCAGUGGAGAUGCGCCACUCACCAUGAAUCAGCUUGGUGCGGCCUACGUCAGUGCGACCACUGGAGCUGUAAUAACAGCCCUUGGCCUGAAAUCUCUGACCAAGCACUUGCCUGCUAUUAUGGGGCGUUUCGUUCCAUUUGCUGCUGUGGCAGCGGCAAACUGUAUCAACAUACCCUUCAUGAGACAAAGAGAGUUGAAGUUUGGUAUUCCUAUUACUGAUGCGGAGGGUAAACGUCUCGGAGAAUCAACUAAAGCUGCUCAGCAAGCCAUCGUACAGGUGGUGGUAUCUCGUAUUGGCAUGGCAGUGCCAGCCAUGGCUAUUCCUCCAGUUAUUAUGAAUGCCUUAGAGAAGAAAGCCUUCAUGAAGCGGUUCCCGGUUCUCAAUGCCCCUGUACAAGUUGGACUUGUUGGAUUAUGUCUGGUGUUUGCCACUCCACUGUGCUGUGCCCUGUUCCCACAAAAGAGUUCUAUGAAGGUGAGCAGCCUGGAGCCAGAGGUUCAAGAGAGGAUACGACAAAGCAAUCCUCACGCAACCACGGUUUAUUUCAACAAGGGUCUGUAGAGCAGUCUAGGUUACAGCCCAUUCUGAUGUCCUCCAUUGGGCACAACUUGAAGGGUAGAACUUUUUUCUUUUUGCUGUUCUGAGUUAUAUAUUUUUGUCAAUUUUACCCAUGCUAUUGCACAAUCCUAAAUGACUAUAUGUACAAUGAAAUCCAGAACUUGCUGCUGGAUUUAGUUAAAGAUGCUUGAAUGUUAACAGCUGCAUUGAUGUUUUACACCCCAUCAGUUGACAGCACACACAUGUAGAUUUAUUUACCAGUACAUUCAUUACUUUGAUUUAUUCUAGGUAAAUAUGGCUCAGAAUUUAAGUUUUCCAGUUUUGUGGUUCAAAUAUUUCUCACAUGCACGUUCUUACUGAAGACAGUUACAGAAAUAAGGGUUUUCAACUUCAUUCUGCCAGGAGUAUUUCCACCUUGCAUGCUCCAUUAUGUGCCCAUUAAGUGCACUUAUGCAGCAAAUGCAGUGUGCUUUACUCUCUAUACUGCAAAAGAAGCCCUAAGAAGUACUAACACUCCUUCAUGAGCACAUCAAAUGCUAAUUAUUAGGUGACUAUCUCUGAUUUCUGCAGGCCAUACUUCAUUAUUUCAGUUUAAGCCUUACAAGCCUGUGUGGUUUGAAGUCAUUGCAAAAGUCUCCGAGAUGUUUGGUUGUGUGGAUUGUAGUUUGUGUAUUAUUGAAGAAUUGUGAAUAGGUCAAAACAAUAUCUAUUUGAAUAUUUAAUACUUAUUAUUAUCAUUUGUGUGAUUGUAUAAAUAAUUCCCCCUAAUGGGACUGAAUGUGUCUGGGCUUAAAGACAGAAGCACUACAUAUAUACAAAACAUGCUCAUUCGGAGAAUGAAGAAAGAGUUGCUUCAUAUGCCCUGCUUUGAUCAUGUCGUCUCAGACAUUAACAGUUAUGGGAACAACAAUUAGAUUUAUUUAUUGUUGUCAUGGGGGAAUCUAUGAUGUGUUGUAUCAGUAUAUACAGGUAUAUAUAUAUAUAUAUAUAUAUAUGAUAAUGUCAGUCAUAGUGUCUGUAGUGUAUGAUAUAUAUCCUUUUGUAAGUUCUUUAAUAGUCUCCUGUAACCUGAGCAAAUAAGAUCAAACUUGUUUUCCCUGACAUAUUGUGGAAAUGUUACAGUGUGUAGUUUUUGGUUCCUGUUGUUUUUGUGGCUGAAGUUAACAAACCUUUACAGUGUUUCUUUGCCAUCAGGCUCACAACUCUAUGCUUUUUGGGAUGAAAAGGCUCAUUGAUUUGUUGUUAUUCUCAUCAUGUCCUCUGAGAGGCAAGAGAUCUGUUUGGUUUUGAUUUGAGCACUCCAUGUAGGCAAAUAUUGUUUAGCCUAAUAUCUAAGCACAUUAUAUGUUACGUAAGUAUGCUGUUAAUGCUUUCUCUUUUAUUUAAUGCACAAUUUCCUUGUUACUAUGAUGAUAGGAUUGAUAGAGAACUGUUGGAUAUGUUAUGCAAAUAAGACUCUUUGAUUGUGAUUUUUACAAAACUGUCUGAUUUCCUCAUGGAAUGUCCUGUUACACUAAAUCUUACAGACCAGAUCAACCAACAUGCUGUCAAGAUUCAUUCUUCCUAUAAUAAUGCACAGCGUACCCGCACAAAUUCAUUCGGACGUGUAAUGAUAAUCAACGUCACAUAAUAGACACAGAGUUACAAACUUAAACCAGGGUGUUGUUGUCUGUCUCAUUAGACAGGACUCAUAUCGUCCUCAAUCACUUUACUAGAAGUACACCAGAUUAUUCUUUCAGAUGUUUUAUGAUUGUAAAUUGCACUAGACCACUGACAAUGUUUAUUGGAGAUCUCAUGCAAAGGUGUUUUAUUGUGUACAAAUUUAAUCAUUUAGUGAACCUAAUGGAUGGAAAACCAUAAUGUUAUAAUUGUACACACACAAGAUGUUAAUGAACAUACAGUGGUCAUUAAUGUAUUUUCUAUUAACAGUUAUAACCUCAUUGUUGUCCAUCAAUAAGUUACAUGUGGCUCUUAAUAGAUUAAUAAUAAAGAUUGUCACACCAAAUAAAUUUGGCAUGUUACAAAAAUGAGACCUUACCAAAGAAAAUAAUUCUUUGUUUCACUGCACAGGCUUGAUGCUUAGAGCACAUAUUUAUUGACAGGUCUCCCAUAUUGUGGAAAGUGCAAACAAAUGCAAUCACAGUGAUGUGAUGUAUCUUGCGUAUAAAUGUCACACCAGAAACACCCACUUUAGCACAAUUAUUAUAGUUAUUAUUGGUGCUCAUUGUGUUUUGUUUUUCCGGCAUUUUAUAUUGUUUUGUUACAUCCUUGUGUGUAUUUUAUCUGGAACAAUGUAAUAAAAAUAUUAAACUAAC